CACGGCAGUUGAAUCUGUUUAAUUCAAUCUUUCGAAACAGACAAACCGAUUUCCCUUUGCAUAUUAGUUUUCCCAGUCAGGCUAUUUUGGUUGCAUUCGUUCUGUUGCUUUGUUACAUUAUAGCGUUUGAAAUGUGUGUCACUAUUAUUGUUGACCUGACAGCAGGAGUCAAUUGUGUAUAUGGCUGGCUAAGUAGGUCAUUUGUAUAAUGGCUUUAUUUUCCUGGUUCGUGGUGUUGUCAUCAACAGCGUUGGAGUGGACCGCUGAGUUGCAACGCGGGUACUCGUCUCAAGAGGGCGCCACGAUUAUCUUCAUUGCAAUACCUGUGAUUAAGAGCAGAAUCGGGAAGUUUUUGCUCUAACGUUUAACGUUGUGAAGAAAUUAGGAGGAAAGGCGAAUUGAAUUAUACGUACUAAUCGGAACCGUGGACACUCGGAGACCAGUGUUUUCUGAUGCCAAUUAAAAUUUCAAUUGAGGCGAAGGAGACUGCUGAUGCUGGAAUCUUGAGCAAAACGCAAAGCGCCUGAAAACUCAGCGGGACAGGCAGCAUCUGUGGUGGAAAUAGAUAGGCGACCUAUCGGUUUGGGACUCUUCAGAUAGAUUCUGAAUUGAAACCAAAUUUGAAUAGGUUUACCCAGCAUGUGGAUCAAGGAUAGUCAUUCUAAUCCAUGUGAAUUUUAAUGUGGUGGUGCGGGUCUUUUCUCAGUAUCCAAUCCCUGCUAAAUGCUGCCAGCGGAAUUCCAGCACUUUAUCAGUGUGUAUUUUAAUCUAAAAGCCCUGAGUUAUGAUAGUGUCAUGAUUCCCCACUGCCUAUCUAUCUACCUCAAUGUCCAUUUGAGUGAAGAUGCUUUAAGGUAUCCAGAGAUAGUUUGUGGAACCUCACAUGGAGUAUCCAGUGUGAAAUAUCCUCUAUAACUCCUAUAUAUAUACCUGAUAUAUCAUUUAUAUCCUCUAUACCUGCUAUAGAGGGAGUGCAGCGAACAUUCUCCAGGUUGGUUCCUUGGGUGGCAGGUCUGUGAUGUGGGGGUGAUUGAGUAGAGUAUGCCAUUUUAUUAAAAGUUCAGAACAUUGAUUUCACUGUAAAAUUGUCACAGAGCUCAGCAGGAUAGUUGAAGGAAAUACAUUUCUCCUUGUUCAGGAAUCUAGAGUUAGGAUUCACUGUUUGCAAAAUAAAAUACAUUUCAGACUGGAGUAAGGUGAAAUUUUGUUCACUUUUGUAAUUCUCCAUCCGUAUGAGUGGAAUUGAGAGAUAUACGGACAGACCAGGAAAAUGGUGUUAUUGUAAAUCAACCAAGGUUUUUUUGAAGGUGUUGGAGCAGCUCAAGGGACUCCAUGGUCUAUUACUAUUCCUUUUUCUUCUGUUGUUAUAAUCAUUGUUACUGUUUAAGCAGUUGCUGCACUUUUACUGCCUUUCGGACCAACAGCUCAAUCCUAUUAUAUUUCUCAUUUGAUUUAUUGCCAGCAAGCAAACUUCACAUCAUGAAUCUAACGUUAGAAUCUUAUGUGCAUUUUAUUGCAAGUAAUAUUAAAUGGAAGUGGAUUCUCGGUAUACAUAUCUUCCUUUAGCAAGAAAAUUGUUAAUGAACCUCAAUAUUUACAAAUAUUAUCUAUAAGCAUUAAGAAAAUGGAAGCAACGUAUUAACUAUAAGUAUCUGAAUUGUGUCAAUUAUUCUAUUCAUACGAGUGUGGGGCUUUAACCAUUUUCAUUCUCAAAACAAACAAAGAAAUGAAAUGUUUGCUUUAUCAUCAUUUCAUCCUAUUCUGUAAAUAGAAAUAGGGUCAUAGUUACAGUUGAGUAAUACAAUAAGCACAGUGUCAAUGGGUACUUGUAGAACAUUUUUUGUUUUUUACGGCAAGGUUUUAUAGAAUAAAGAUAAACAAGGAUUAUAUUACAUAUAUUGUUUCUAAUUAUGAAUAAACCUUUAAAAUGUAAGUCUGCUUGCUUUCUCCUUACAAAUAUAGAACACUUUUGUGGAAACAGGUUAUAUCAUUGCGACCUAACAAUUGUGACAUUUUUUUUGUAGUUCAGCAAAUGUCAUAACUUGAAUUUUUUUAAUGAAAGUAUUUACAUUCAAUGAAUUGGUGUAUGAAGAGUUUGAGGAAGUUGGGAAUUGAGUUGAUAUUUCUGGGUGGCAUAGUGGUGCAGUUAGUUAGUAAAUCCUCACAGUGCCAGAGACCCAGGUUUAAUCCUGACCCUGGGUUCCGUCUCUGGAGUUUGGCCAUGUGGAUUUUCUCUGGGUGGUCUGGUUUCCUCCUACAUCCCAAAGAUGUGCUGGUUGGUAGGCUAAUCUUCAAUCUGAAAUAAUGUGAGGAAAGUGAAGAGAGUGUGGGGGAGAAUAAAAGUAAAAUUAGAUGGCUCAUGAUUGGUAGGCCAGUGCCCAUUUCCUUUCUAUAUCUUUCUGUAACUCAAUGAUAAAUAGUUAAAUAAAUAAACAUUUGAAUGCAUUACUUAAUUAAAUUAUUUUUAGCACAUUUCUGUGGAGAAUAAAGACCAUCAAUUUGUUAGGGAAUUGAUAAUGAUGUUAGAUAUUGGCAUGUUUGAAGAUAAUAUAUUUCUAAGCUAGUGGACAUGGAAUGUUAUAGUUAUAUGUUAUUGUUACCCUGACUGCAGCAUUAAUAAACACAUUUGACCAGGAUAUUAUUUCUCAGCCCGUCACUUGCCUUCUGACAUUUAAACUAGUUAUUGAAAAACCUUAAAAUUCAUCAUACCAUUUACAACAAGAAUGGGAAAUGUCCCCACAUAAAUCAUAAAUUUAUCAGGGAAUUAUUGUUGAAUUAUUUUUAAAUAUGUUUUUUUGUUCCCAUUUAAGCAUCGACCCUGAAGAACUGAAUUGAUAUUUUCAUGUUUUAACAGCUGACUAGUUUAUUUAUUGUGAAAAGUAACUCAUGAUUUCAAAUAAUCAACCGUUUCUGGGAACUUCCUUUGCAGAAAUUAUUUAACAAUAAAAAAUAGAGAAGUGCUCUACCAAGUAGUGAAAAUCCGCAUUAAAAUAUGCAAAAUCAUAUGGAUUUGUUUGGAUGUCGAUAAAAUCACAGCGUAAUUGAAAGACUUCUUCUAUCAAGUCCAACAAUAAAUCUUGCAGCUGUUUUGAAAUCCAACCGGUAAUGAAGAUCUGGGUGCAAUUAAGGUUUCAGAUUUCAUUUGUGUUGCAAACAGUGAAGGUUUGGAAGUAGAAGCCAGCUAAUGGAAGAAACAUUUUCAAUGAGGUAUAUUCUAGAAAAUAGUUAAGAACAUUUUUGUCCCAUCAGCCGUACAUACACGUGAGGACAAAGUUGACAUAAUGGAAGCACAGAGACCAGCUCUCCAGAAAAAUACAGGAUUGGUUGGAUCUUGCGUUUCUGGGGAACAAAUGAUGGUAUUAGCUCCUGCUUUUGAAAACAGUGCAGAGACUUUAUCUGCAGAUGACAGUAUGAUGAGUGAUGACAUGAGCAUUGGGUCUCUCAAACAAAAGUCUUCGACUUGUCGCAGAAAGCGGGAAUUCAUCCCUGAUGAGAAGAAAGAUGCACUAUACUGGGAGAAGAGAAGAAAAAAUAACGAAGCGGCCAAAAGGUCACGUGAGAAGCGGCGUUUGAAUGAUAUGGUUUUGGAGAACAAACUUAUGGCAUUAGGUGAGGAAAAUGUAAGACUGAAGUCGGAGCUUUUAGCUUUGAAAUUAAAAUUCGGAUUAAUUACUGCGGCAUUUUAUGCCCAGGAAAUACAGAAUCUUGGAAAUUCUCCAGGGCCAUGUUUUCAAGACUAUAAACCCUCCAACAUAAAUUUAGCUGCUUUCCAACCAGAACAUGAACAUAAUUUCCUUGCAAAUGGCUGUAUUUCCGUCAUUAAACACUCUCCACCAAGUUCAUUGUCAGAUGUUUCGGAAACGUCUUCAAAUGCCAGGGAAAGUCCCCUUCUCCAAGUUGCAUGCAAAAGCCCAACCAGUACUUUCAAUGUUAUAAAAAAAGAACCUCUGGAAUUCAAACUAGAUACCGGGACCUGCUUAAGGGAACCCAGUGAGGAUAAUGGUUCAUAUAUUGCAACUGUGUACAGGAACUACAUUGGGAAUGCUUUCAAUGGAAAUUAUACCCAUUCACCACCUUCUUUACAGAUUACUAGAUCAUCAAGUAAUUCCCCAGGAACAUCAGAAGCCGAUGAAGGCAUCCAAGGGAAAAAUACAUCUGAAGAAGAUGGAGAAGAUGAACAGCGUGUACCAAAAGGUCCAAUACCCUCUCCUGUAGAACCAAAAACUGUGAGCAUUGCCACGGUUAAGUUUCAUGACUCAAAUUCUUCUGCACUGCCUCACAAGCUUCGCAUCAAGGCUAGAGCAAUGCAGAUUAAAGUAGAGAAUGCGGAGGCACAUUAUGCAACGACAGGGAAACAACCAUCUGCCAGCAAUAUUUCCACUGAAAAAUCUUGCUCAUUAGACAGUGCGACAAUGUUUAAAUGCAAUUCUUCAAAGCCAGUACACUCUUCUCUUGCUCCUUUGUCUAUUCAGGUUGCAAGCAUCAAUGAUUGGUCUCAGAAACCAGAACUCUGGCGUCAAAAGGAGAUUGAAGAGAAAUUGGAAGGGGCAUAUAAAAAUGUUCAGCCAUGCUCUCCAGUUGCACUAACAAACCAAUUGGUUAAUUCUGGGAAGGACUCUGCUUGCAAUGGCAUUCACCAAGGGGCACGCUUGGAAUCUGAGAACUUGUACUUAAAACAAGGAAUUGCAAACUUAAGUGCAGAAGUUGCAUCAUUGAAAAAACUGAUAGAAAAGCAGCAGGUUACUGCUUCAGACACUGGCAAAUGCACUACCAAGAAAAGACUUGCCAACUAAGAUUCUAAAAUGAAGUAGAGUAGUACAUUUUAUAUUAUGCUAAAUUUUCACUGGAACUGUUGUCAUUUCACUGUAGUUAAAUUGUGAUUUCUUGUAAAUGCUUAUGUACGUUCUGAAUUGUACAUUAUGAAAUUUGUCUUUUGUGACUUUGUGAUAAACAUAGUCUGAUGAAAACAUUCACUUCUGUACAUUCAAAUGCCUGAUUCAAUGCUACAGAUGAAUCUUUUACCUUUUUGUUUUAUCAGACAUCAAAAAGCAAAAUAUCAGGUACAAUAAUUAAACUGUUGAUGAAUAA
Messenger RNA from Leucoraja erinaceus (little skate), 5088 nucleotides. It is a transcript of the gene nfil3, whose product is annotated as nuclear factor, interleukin 3 regulated. Gene Ontology annotation, cellular component: nucleus. The transcript has 2 exons. Bases 3282 to 4793 code for a protein of 503 amino acids. Gene Ontology annotation, biological process: DNA-templated transcription; circadian rhythm; regulation of DNA-templated transcription. Gene Ontology annotation, molecular function: DNA-binding transcription factor activity; DNA binding. The record is from RefSeq and is a predicted model, not a curated record. Lineage: Eukaryota; Metazoa; Chordata; Chondrichthyes; Rajiformes; Rajidae.